AAACUUGCGAUUUUUCGAGGUUGCUGUUGCCAACGAUUGUCGACAGCAGAGAACAGACGACCGCGCUCCUUUCUUUCUCUCCUCACCUCCUCGAGCUCUCACCCCACUCCCACUCACAUACCCCCCCCUCCCCUAACACUCACACAACACACACGACACACCAGCUCGCACGUGUGGCUCGCAUGUGAAGCACCCCUACUAUCCCCUUCUUCCUUGUUUUUUUCUCUUUGAUCCCACCCCCUCCCUUCCCCCGUUUUACAGGUUGUUGGGUACCUGCUGAUCUACUACGGUCAGCUUCGUAAAAACCCAAAGCGCACCGUCGUGGUUGGCGUACGACAAUGGUGGCAUCUUCCAUGUCGCUGAGUCGGCUGAUGUGGGCUGCACUGGCAGCGCUCGUGGUGCUGGGCGUUGUGAUGCAGCAAACGAGCGUGGGCCUUGUGGUUGCGCAGGAGCAAGCAGCACAACCAGAACCUGGUGCUGCAGUGGCGCAGCACCAGGACGAGCAUGCGAAGCCUGCUGCGGUCGACGGCAACAAUGUUGCCGACAUUCAACGACAGCAACAAGACCAGAGACAAGAGGAAGCGGCAGUAAAGGAGGAGCAGCAGCAGCAGCGAGAGGAAGAAGAAGCGAAACAUGAGGAGCAGCAACAAGAAGGAAAGGACGAAGCACAGGAGCAGCAACAACAGCAGCAGCAGGAGCCUGCAGCUCAACAACAGCAGCAGGAGCCUGCAGCUCAACAACAGCAGCAGGAGCCUGCAGCUCAACAGCAGCAGCAGGAGCCUGCAGCUCAACAACAGCAACAGGAGCCUGCAGCUCAACAGGAACAGGAAGAGCAGCCAGCGCAAGAAGAGCAGGCAGAGCAGGCAGCCAAUGCGCAAAAGGAAGAAGCGCCAACACAACCACUGCAGCAGCAAGAAAAGCCGUCUCAAGAACACAAGAACACAGAGGCUCCAGCCCAAGAAGACAAGAACACAGAGGCUCCAGCUCAGGCCGACGUUCAGCAGCAGCAACAACAGCAACAACAACUGCAGCAACCAAAUGAGAUUCAACAGCCAAAGGCGGAGCCAAGGCAACGUGGAGACAAGGCGCCGCCACGGCCACGGCGCCCGCUGACACCGGAGGAGGAGGAGCGCAAGAAGCGGAUUGAAGAGCGACGGGCUGCGCAGGAGAAGUUUGAGAAGGAACACGCGGGACACGAGAAAAUGCACUUUGAAAUGUUCCUGCUGCUGAUCGGCACCCUCAUUGCCGCACAGAUUGUGCUGAACAUGUGGCGGCGGUACCACUUCAACUCGUACCAAGCCGUGACGCUUGUGGGUCUGUGGGUCUUUCCGUUUUAUUUUGCAGUGCGACACGAGAUCCUGCACCUGCUGUUGUCGUGGACGGCGUUCACCAUCGCCACGGGCUACAUCGCAUUCAAGGCAACGCGGCCCCAGAUUGGCGUCCGCACCCCACGGUUGGUGUACACCUACUUCUACUUUGUGAUCAAGCUGACGAGCAUUGUUGCCGUCGUCGGCUACUUCAUUGCCAUCCUCGAUUUCGUCAUUGGCCACCUCCUCCCGCAGCCAGCAAACACAACGCUGAUGGCGCUUGGCUUCUCCGGCAUGUUCUAUGGCCUCUAUUACGGCGUGAUGAGCCGCGACUUUGCUGACAUAUGUGCACGACGAAUGGCAACAAACAUCGGGUACUACUCGGCCACAGGAUUCCCGCGCAAGCAACUCACGGGCAACACGUGCGCAGUGUGCGGCGACCGGGUCCGGACUGACGGCUCUGAGAAGCGAGCACAGCUUGACUGCGGGCACACCUUCCACGAGUUUUGUAUCCGCGGAUGGUGCAUCGUUGGGAAGAAGCAGACUUGCCCGUACUGCAAGGAAAAGGUUGACCUUGCUCGACAGUUUCCAAGCCCUUGGUCACGAACAGAUGUCACAUACGCGCAGCUCUUGGACAUUCUGCGCUACUUCGUUGUCUGGUACCCCGUCAUCAUCAAUGUGGUGCAGGCAGAGUACUACACGUUAGGUCUCAAGUGAUGUGUAUGUUGAUGUCGUGGGGACGGUGAUGGUAUGCCGAGAGGUGUGUUGCGGAUCAGUAAAGAAAGCAAUCUUGAAGUGAACUGCCAUUCCAAUGAUUUCAGUCAUCAUUAUUGCAACCGCCAUCAUCAUAUUGUCUAUUCUGUUGUUACACAG
Messenger RNA from Salpingoeca rosetta, 2180 nucleotides. RefSeq lists its product as uncharacterized. The coding region runs from base 339 to 2024 and encodes 561 amino acids. The transcript has 11 exons. Gene Ontology annotation, cellular component: Golgi membrane; endoplasmic reticulum membrane. Gene Ontology annotation, molecular function: ubiquitin protein ligase activity; metal ion binding. The record is from RefSeq and is a predicted model, not a curated record. Lineage: Eukaryota; Choanoflagellata; Craspedida; Salpingoecidae.